Messenger RNA from Musa acuminata subsp. malaccensis (wild Malaysian banana), 1281 nucleotides. RefSeq names its product protein S40-7-like. The record is from RefSeq and is a predicted model, not a curated record. NCBI's taxonomy places the organism in Eukaryota, Viridiplantae, Streptophyta, Magnoliopsida, Zingiberales, Musaceae.
AUGAUGUGUCGUCUGCGACGCCUCCAAGAUCUCUGCCACAGAGCAUAUGACACGAAUCCUCUCACCGCGGUUGUGCUGCUCACCAAGUGAUGUGACGCGAUCGGUUGAUUCGUGCUCGGCCGACCCGUGCGAAGGCCCAUAAACGACAAUGACUACGACAACGACCACGACAAGUGGAGUCCUUUCUCCCACCACAGCUCUCCGGCUGCGCUCCGAGUCCCGCUUUGCUUCCCUUAUCGCCGCCGCCGCCGCCGCCCCCGCCCGAUCCCCCGGCCACCCUCUGCCUCGAUAGACACUUCGUUCCAUGGAGGGUCUCCGCCAUCAGCGAUCCCCCGGCUCUGACCGCUUCCUCGGCCUCUUCUCUCCGCCCCCGCCCGACCAACCCGCCGGGGUCGAGCUCCACGAGUCCGAUGUGCUGUGGACCUCACUCGACCCGGCGCCGUCUCUGCCGGAGACGGCGAAGCCUAGCCCUAGCUCCUUCCUCUCCCGCUCCUCCCGUGGCGCUCCCCGCGGCCUGAGGGACCGGAGCUUCGGAAUCCUCGCCGCCCUACCGGAGGACGACGGGGGCUGCGUCCCCGCCGCUGCUCCCCCUCUCCUCCAGCGGAAGCCAUCAAUUUCCUCCUCCUCCAACUCCCCGUCUUCCUCGACCACCACCGCGGCGCGGAUGAUCCCCGCGAUCCCCAGGGCGAAGCCGGAGUACUCGCUCUCGGUGCCGGUGGGGAAAGUGCACCGACCGCAGUCGCUUCCGAUCAAUGUGCCUGUCGUGCCCCGGAGAACGACAGGGCUCGGGGUGGAGGGCGCCGAUGGGGCAGACGACGGAGGCGGGGACGAGCACGAGAUGAUGAUGCCGCCUCACGAGAUCGUGGCGAGGACUCACGGGAGGGGAUCGAGGAUGACAACCUUCUCGGUGCUGGAAGGGGCAGGGAGGACGCUGAAAGGAAGGGAUCUGCGGCGCGUCCGUGACGCAGUGUUGAGGCAGACGGGAUUUGUGGAUUGAUACGUUGUGUGUGCAGUCUUAGCUUGGAACGAUGCCCAAAUCAAAAUAUUUUUAUUGGAUAUCUUGUUAUGGUCGAUCUAAGUCGGUAUAUUAGCUUAACUACGAGAAUGGUUGCUAUUCGACUUAAUUAAUAUUUUUUCCCUUAAGUUUACUUUUGAUUAAAACAUAAAAAUUAAAAUUUAAUGCACUAUUUCUGAGUUAUACAUUUUGAUAUCAGCAAUUAAUGCAAAUGUAAUCCCGGGUGGACCACGAAGCCAUGUUUUAAGGCAGUGGUUGACUUGCAU